AUGGAUUCCAAUUCAUAUACUCCUUGCUCAAACUUUAUUGACCUGCUGAAUAGUCAGCAGGACACUGUCUAUGAAUUGGUUGAUGACAGUGUCGAAGUUUCUUCCUCCCAAUUCUCUGUCUUUAGCAGUCAAGCAACACAAGAUGAGACCCCUGCAGAGCGUAAGGAAAGGAGGUCAUGGACGCCUAUAGAUGACGUAGCUCUCAUCAGCGCUUGGUUAAAUACAAGCAAAGAUCCAGUUGUAGCUAAUGAGCAACGCGCUGGUGCAUUUUGGAAGAGGAUAGCUGCCUACUUCGACGCUGCAAGUAGAGAGAAGAGUAGCAGCCAAAAUGAAACUGAUGUUCUGAAACAUGCGCAUGAGAUCUUCUACAACAACCACAAAAAGAGGUUCACUUUUGAGCAUGCAUGGAAGGAGUUACGAAAUGAUGAGAAAUGGUGUGAACUGUCUAGUGGUAAAACCCAAGGAAAUGCUAAAAGGAGGAAGUGUGAUGAGAGUGCACAAUCAUCUAACUCUCACGCCUUUGAAACCAGCACUGGUGAAGAUGAGAAAGCAACCAUUCGUCCACCGGGUGUUAAGGCAUCAAAGGGCCAUGGUAAGAAAAAGAUGGCAUACCCUGAUAAUCUAUUCCACCGACGAUUUAGAAUGAACAAGCCGUUGUUCAUGAAAAUUGUUGAUCGACUCUCUAAUGAAAUGAAAUUCUUUCAACAAAAACAAGAUGGUCUCGGAAGGCUUAGUCUCUCUACACUUCAAAAAUGUACAGCAGCUAUUCGUGUCUUGGCAUAUGGUCAUGCGGCAGAUGCAGUUGACGAAUAUCUCCGGCUCGGUUCAACUACUACACCGUCGUGUUUGGAAAAUUUUGUCGAAGGAAUUAUCAAUUUUUUUCGGCAAUGA
Messenger RNA from Brassica oleracea var. oleracea, 891 nucleotides. RefSeq names its product glutathione S-transferase T3-like. NCBI's taxonomy places the organism in Eukaryota, Viridiplantae, Streptophyta, Magnoliopsida, Brassicales, Brassicaceae. The coding region runs from base 1 to 891 and encodes 296 amino acids. The record is from RefSeq and is a predicted model, not a curated record. The transcript has 2 exons.